Molecule: messenger RNA, 592 nt
Organism: Drosophila serrata
Lineage: Eukaryota; Metazoa; Arthropoda; Insecta; Diptera; Drosophilidae
Gene: E(spl)malpha-BFM
Product: Enhancer of split malpha, Bearded family member
Biological process (GO): Notch signaling pathway; sensory organ development
Source: RefSeq, a predicted model, not a curated record
GACACACACACGCACUUCAGCUCAACGCAGCUCAAACUCAAAACUCAAAUAUUACCAAAAAUGUGCCAACAAGUCGUCGUCGUUGCCACCACCAACAACAAGAUGAAGACCAGCUACAGCAUCAAGCAGGUCCUGCGCACGCUCUUCAAGAAGCAACAGAAGCAGCAGCUAACCAAGAAGCCUCUGGGCUCUCUGGAGUCUUUGGAAUCUGUUGAUAAUCUUCGCAACGCCCAGGUCGAGGAGGCCUACUACGCCGAGAUCGAUGAGAAUGCCGCCAAUGAGAAGCUGGCCCAACUGGCCCACUCUCAGGAGUUCGAGCAGGACUCCAUCGAGGAGGAGGAGGAGGAGGAUGUCUAUGUCCCCGUCCGCUUCGCCCGCACCACGGCUGGCACCUUCUUCUGGACCACCAAUCUUCAGCCCGUUGCCAGCGUCGAGCCUGCUCUCUGCUACUCCAUGCAGUUCCAGGAUCGUUGGGCCCAGGCUUGAAUACUACAAUCAAUGCCUCAGCCUUUGGUCUUCCUUCAGCUUUAAAAACACUCGACACUCAUUGUGAUAGCAGCAGCGGCUUUAACUCACCCGACAUCUCAACGGC